CAAUAUGCGCUCCUCAAUAGCCCUGGUUCUCGCGGUGGGAACAGCCGCCCUGGCUGAUUUCACCUUCGACGAGCUCUGGGCCCUCCAAAAUACCCUCUGGGAUAACUUCCUCUACCCUGCCAACCUCCAGCAGAUUAAUGCCACAGACACCUCCGUCUUCGCUGAGAAUGUGCAAGGCCGCGUCGACAUAACACGCACAUUUGACGGCCGCGAGCUCAACAAUGAAUACAUAUUCGGUCUUUUCUCAGACCCCUCGCAUCUCAGCCUCGUCGGCAUCCCAAUCUCUUAUAACAUCACGCAGUUCGCAGCCAAUCAGAACAUCACGUCCGCAACGACAGUUUUCACAUUCAACGCAACCUCGUUCAAUAUUCUCGUCCCUAUCACCAUUGAUACGUGGAUCCUAUAUAACGCGGACGGGAAGAUCCUCCAGUAUGAUGCGACCUUCCGGUGGUUUGGCUGGUUGCUGGAUACCCUUCUCGAAGCUGCGGGAACGGGCAUAUUCAAUACCACAGACCCAGCGGAGACGCAGAGAGCGCUGGGGAAUCUUCUAGCAACAACAAUUUGCCAGACUCACGGUCAGCACUGUGUUGAUGAUAACCAGCAAUACAACAGCAACGAGGACUGUGUCAGGUUCCUCACGGAGGAUAUCCGGUUCGGAAGCGCUUACGAGCUGGGUCGUAACACGCUGCUUUGUCGCGAGGUGCAUGAGCAUAUGGUGCAGUAUCGGCCAACCGAACACUGCCCGCAUAUUGGGCCUGAUGGGGGCGGUUACUGUGUUGAUGAUAAGGAUUAUGCGGAAGUUGUCACGGAGAGGUACUUCAGAGAGCCGUUUGUGCCAUAUGGAUAUGGAGACACGAACCUCUGGGUUGCUGCAUAAUCGCGCUUCUGUCUUCAGUUGUAUUAAAGACGUUAAUGCUCUAAUCAUUUGACUUCGUAGCUCUGACAUGGUCACAAAUCAGGGAGCUUGUCUUCUUUUAUAUACUCUCUUACCGACUACUGCUAAUUAGGACACAACUGGAUACCUCAAAAACUCUUG
Molecule: messenger RNA, 1036 nt
Organism: Aspergillus nidulans FGSC A4
Lineage: Eukaryota; Fungi; Ascomycota; Eurotiomycetes; Eurotiales; Aspergillaceae
Exons: 2
Coding region: 5-877 (290 amino acids)
Source: RefSeq, a predicted model, not a curated record